AUGUAUAGUAAUCGCUACUCGGCACUCAACCGUCGCGCCGCACCCUCCUCUUCCCUAUUUCAAGACUACCCUGGUUCGCGACCUUCCAGUUCGUCGUCCACCAACCGGCCCGGAGGCUAUGGAGGUUAUGCAUCCCAACCAGACGGCCGGAAUACAUCGUCACCCUAUUCCAAUUCCUAUACAGGCGCAAAUGGAUCCAGUAACCCUUCGUCUUUCCGGCCUGCUACACCCAAUUCUAAAGGGCAAUAUUCGACGUCAGUUCUGGAAGAAUUAGAAUCCCAAAACGAAAUCACCGCGACGACAUUACUCUCACAGAAAGUGUCACAACUGAAGACACUAACCGUCGCCAUUGGUGAUGAGAUCCGCGACUCUAGCACUUUAGCCGCACAGAUUAAUGACUCCUUUGAAAACACAGGAGUUCGUCUGCGGGGAACCAUGAGGAGGAUGCUAAGAAUGGCCGAAAAGACUGGUGUUGGCUGGAAGGUCUGGGUACUUUUCUUCUUUGCUGUCUGGGCUAUCUUCGCCUAUGUCUGGCUGUUCUGA
Molecule: messenger RNA, 543 nt
Organism: Exophiala bonariae
Lineage: Eukaryota; Fungi; Ascomycota; Eurotiomycetes; Chaetothyriales; Herpotrichiellaceae
Exons: 1
Coding region: 1-543 (180 amino acids)
Biological process (GO): endoplasmic reticulum to Golgi vesicle-mediated transport
Source: RefSeq, a predicted model, not a curated record